Molecule: messenger RNA, 3812 nt
Organism: Drosophila serrata
Lineage: Eukaryota; Metazoa; Arthropoda; Insecta; Diptera; Drosophilidae
Gene: ssp2
Product: short spindle 2
Source: RefSeq, a predicted model, not a curated record
AUCGCUUUAAAAAUACUCGUGACCAGUCACGAGAUAUCGCUCAUCUCUACCAGCUUUGAGCAAAAUUAGUAUCUUGUAUUGUCAAACACAAACUCGCGAAGGUCUCUUUGUUGUCGUUUCUCGCAAUGGUUUAGGAUUACAUAUUCAGUGUUUUAAGCUAAGCAUAAAGUCUCUCCCAUCGCCGGACAUGGAUAUCCUGGACAUCGAUGAGGCACUGAAGGAUGAUUCAUAUAUAUUUCUGGCGGACAAGACCCACGAUGAUGUCUCCAACAUUCUGCAGCAGUGGAAAUCGAAUAAUCAGUCGCAGCCGCUGCAACUGCAUCCACAGUUACCGUACAACAACGAGGCCUACAAACACAACUCGAAGACCUUCACCCGCCCCAAACGUCGCAAUUUGGAUUUCAGCCAAAAUGGAGCAGGAGUGGACUCCGGAGCAGUUGCCGGCACUCCGCCUGGGAUGCUCCAACUGGAAAUUGGCGGCCUGGUCACCACGAACAUGCACAAAUCCUUCCUGCAGGACACCUCUCCUCCGUCUUCCAUUUGCUCCUCCAUGAACACGGAACGGAUGAACAAUUCGCUUAUCACGUCCGCCGACUUUACGAACCUCAACUUUCUCCAAUCCACAAUUGGACUGGAGCAGGAGCCGAGUCUGACCACAACGCUGACCAACAACCAGACAGCGGACAACAACACGGGCGUCGGGUGCUACACGCUCAGCGACAUGAUCAGGGAUCGCAAGGCGCUGGAAUCGCUGACAAUGUGCGAGGACGAUGGCACUUUGAUAAAGGACUCGCACAUCGGGCAGAUCGACGAGAUAUCGCUGACGCUGAGCAAGACCGCCUCCGGCUGCAGUACCAUGGACAACAGCACGGACAGUAUGUCCAAUCCCCUGGCUGCAGCAGAUCGAACAAUGCCUGUGGGCUUGCCUCCAGCAGUCUGUCCCGCCCUGCAGCGUACCCUAAUCCUGAGCGAGGAGAUGAUCGGCGAUACAACCUUCAAUUUGGUCGACAGCCUGACAGCCUCUAUUUUACCAUCGGAUGCCGAUAGAUCCCUGCCUAUUGAUGGGAAUGCAACCUUCAAGAGACCCGCCGCAAGUACAGCGGCAGCAGACGAGACGCAACUCUUGACGGCGCGCCAGAUGAACACCACCUAUACCGAGGGAUGCAAUACACCGGAGGCUCGUUGUGAAACACCUGAGAAUGUCGAUCGCAAGCUGCCUUUGCUCACCAUGGAAUCAACUCCACUGACCACCAACUUGCGCUCCCACUUCUACCCCAACAACAAUAAUAAUAACAACAAGCAUGGUGCGUACACGCCGACGGUAAAGGGGCAUGUGGACAUGAAUCUGUCACCGAUUGUAUCCACCACGCCGCAGAGGGCAUUGCAGGGACAUGGACGACAACAUAAUACUACCUUCGAGCCGCCUGCUAGGGCAGGCGCAGAAGUAGCAGCAGCAGCCCCUUUUAACGGUGAAAAGUUCGUGCUGGAUACGAUGGAACUGCUGGAGCAGAUCGAACAGCCGCUGGAUGGCACGUACAGCCUGCAGAUGUCCGAGCAGCACAAGCAAAUGCAGUGCGUCAUGGACUUGGCCGAGGCAGAGGUGGAAAUGCUGGCUCAGCAGGGCGACGAGGAGCAGUUUGAGCACAUGCUUGCGGAGCUGGGCAAGGUGAACACGCUAAGCGAGCACCAGCUGAAGAUGCAAAAGUCUCUGGAUACCAUCAGGCGGCGCUUUCAUCGGGACGAUCCCACGGAGGUAGAUGAAGGAGAACGGGAAAUUGAUGAGCAGCAUCAGCAGCAGUCGCCAGCCGAGAAGGUGGAGACACCGCAGCUCAACCUAAGCCACUUAAGCAACAGUAACAACAGCAGCAGUAGCGGAGAGCGGCUUCUUAGCCGUCGCAGUCGGCUCUACGACGAUGUCAAUCUGAGCGUCAUGCACGGCAGCAAUGCAAGCAAUGCUAGCUGCAAUUCGGCCUCGUUCAUCGUCCAGCGGAGAGAGGCGCCUGCAGCCGAACCUCAGCCCGAUCCCGAACCAGCGGAAGAGCCUCCAAAGCCUCAGGCGGCCACAGAAAAGGACCCUUCUACCUACAAAUUGGCGGAGCGAAGGGAACGAGAUCGUGACCGCUUCAAGACCAUCAAGAUUUCGAAGGAGAUGCGCCUGCAGCCAGAGAUUAUAGUGCCUUGUAUAGACGAUGAACUGCAGCAAGAGCAACCGGAGCCUGAUGAGGAACAACAUCAUCAGCAGCAAUUUGGGGAGGAAGGGCAGCUGGAGGAGGAGCAGGUAGAACCGCCGCAGCGUCAGGGUUCGCCGCCUGGUCGCCUGUCGCGUCGAGAUCAGAAUUCGGUCCUUAGCAACAACAAUAACAACAAGGUGGGGAGCAACUAUUUGACCUACAAGAAACCCAAAGAGAAGGCCCUGCUCCAACGAAGACCGAUGCUGCAACAGGAAUCGGAAACAGCGGCGCUGCCCGCGCCCUCGCUUCCCCAGCCACGAUCCCUCUCUCGGCCGCGAUACAUAAGUGGCCUCCAGAAGUUCACCACGGUAAGCAAAGCCACGUCAGCCGGUGCUGGUCUGAACGCCGCUCCAUCCGGUGUCAUGCCCGUCACUGUACCAGCGCCACCGGCUACCGGCAGUGGCGAACUUAAGAGUCCCAUGGGCAUCAAGUCCAAAUCGUUCCAUAACUUGUCCUCAACAUUGAGUGGCAUUGGUGGUGGAACGGCGGCGGGAGCUGGAGCUCUGCCAAGGCCCAGUUUGGGAGGUGGCCUGCGACGACCUGGCGCGCAGCCCAGCAAGCUUAUGAGCGGACUGCGAGGACCAAUGCAGCCUCAGGAGGACGACUCGGUAUUUAAGGUGCCCAAGUUGGUUAGUGGUCUCCGUGCUCCUGGUCUGACUGGUGCUAAGCGUGUGGGAGCUAAUGGCCUGGCUCGUCCUUCGUCCGGCUAUUACAGCCUGAGCGUUAAAGCAGCACCUGAGGCGGAAACUCCAGAGAGCCUCUCCUCAGCCUCAUCGCGCGGUAGUCUGUAUGGACACAGCAAGGACAACACUAUUAGGUCAACAACCAACGGCGGCAAUGUUCCUCAGCCCUCCUCCUUCGACACACAGGCUCUAACCUCCAAGCUAACCCAGGUAACAACGGGGGCCACCGGCAUACCGAAGCCCUCGGGUCUACGUCCGCCUUCGCAGAUGAAGCGCAGCGGCCUGCCGCGGCCCUCUAGCAUUGUUAGACGCUGAGAGCACCUGGUCCGAACCGAAUUUCCAUGACCAUUCAUGUAUCCAUCCUUUUUGUAUUCUGUGUUUCGCUCUUUUGUGUAUGUGUUCCCCCAACUCCCAUUUGCCUAGUGAUUUCCGAGACACUAGCAUUUAUGUUUAUUAAUUAAUAUUACGAGAAAUUAUGCAUUUAGUUUAACAAACCGAGAACUUUGCACUCACAGAACCCAUGAACCUACAUACAUAGCUAGAUAUUAUAGAAAAAAAAGUAAACAUAGACACGAACUUUGCCUUACGAAUCAUAAAAAAAAGAUAAGAGGAUUGAGAAUGAGAAUGAUAAUUCAAACGAUAAAUGAUUGAUAGCUGUAUAUUUUGUAAAAGCAAUGCAAAAAUUCUACGAACGUUAUGAAGCAUAAGCCAAUCGAAUAAAUAUUAGCAAGUGAAAAAAUAUAUACCAUAAGACCCCUGCUCAGUGGCCCCGAAGGGCCACAACAAAAAGAAAACCAAACAAACAAUUGAUAAUAACCUAUAAGAGUAUUGAACGAACUUACAUUAUCUAAUAUUAUCGCAUAUAUACAUAUAAAAUACAAACAACAACUAAACGAUA